AUGUCAAAGAAAUUUGAGAUUCCUAAGGAUGUUGGUGGUAUGUUGGAGUCUUGGUUAAAUAAGGUCAAGGAAGAUAGACAUGUUGGGAAUAACAUCACCAUAGUUGAACCCUCUGGAGGAACAUUUAGCAUUAAGAAGAUUUGGCUCACAAAUAUGAAUCCUGAGAAGAUAAGAAAGAUGGAAGCUAUUAUUGUAGAGCUAAUGGAAUUCAGUGAUUCAAGUGAUUCUGAGUUAGACGAGGACAGCUUGCAUUGCCUUUUAAUCUAA
Vicia faba (fava bean) is the source of this 267-nucleotide messenger RNA. Lineage: Eukaryota; Viridiplantae; Streptophyta; Magnoliopsida; Fabales; Fabaceae. The record is from the annotation of a GenBank genome assembly.